CCCAUCCCCCAACCCCACUUCCUUCUUCUUCUUCUUCCUUUAUUUCCUCCUCCUCCAUUCUUUUCUUUCCUUUCAAUCUUCUCUUCAACCACCAUUUCAUAAUCUAUCACCAAUGUACCUCAAACUUUCAUUCUUUUCACUUACACCCCUCUUCUUUCUUCUUCUUUCCCCUGUUUUCUUCUCCUCCUCCUCCUCCUCUCUCCCCAAUCCAGAACCUGCAUCAAUCCAACCUUUCCAUGUCGCAUCCUCCCCUCCAGCCACAAUCCCUGCAUUCCCGGAACAGUCCAAUGUCGCCGGCUGUCCACUUAACCUCCCUGAAGGGCUUUUUCAUAGCGUAAAGAGUGCAUGUGGAGUUUCCAAACCCGGUGAUGCAACCGGGCAGCUUCACCGAAGCCGGUGCUGUCCAGUUCUAGCUUCGUGGCUCUACGCCGCCUAUUCGGCCACUGCUUUGGGCAGAACUGGCAGUGUGAGCCCGGCCAUUGUGGGUCACUCUCCAACUUCUGUGGACUUGCCUCUGCUGCCUGAUGACUCUGAAACUUGCGUGGAUGAUCUUGGAAAAGCUCUGAAACAAAAGGGAAUAGAACUCGUUAAGCCUAAUGAAACUUGUGAUGUGGUGUAUUGUUACUGUGGCAUUAGAUUGCAUCCCCUCAACUGCCCUGAAGCUUUCUCUUUGAACCAGAAAGGAAAACUUUCUGGGAAUAAAAAUGUGAAGAGAUUAGAAAGAGAUUGCUUGAGUAGCAGCUCCAAUGUCAAUGGAUUUCCAGGCCUUGGUGGCUGUAACAAAUGCUUACACUCUCUUCAUCAGCUUAACAACCAGGCUUCCAAUGGAAGCAAAUCAGAUGAGAGGACUACCAAAAUACACAACAAAGAUUGUCAACUAAUGGGGCUCACUUGGCUGCUUGCCAAGAACCGAACUGCCUACAUUCACACUGUUUCAGCGGUCAUACGCGCUAUGAUGAUGAGCACAGAUGGCUCUGAUCCUCAAUCUUGCACUCUUAGCAGUGAUGGAAUGCCUCUCGCUGUUGAUUCUUUUGAUAUUUCGAAUCAGUCUUCAUCGAUCAAUCUUCCGGUUCCCUUCUAUAUCUCCCUUUUAUCACUAUGUUUGUUAUGUAUGUUCUUCAUUGUACCAUCUGCGCGGUUUUAGCUAGAACUUGUAAGGUUUUAUAUCAGUGAAUUCUGUAAUUUUGUCAUCCCAUUUUGUUCCUGUUAAUGUAGCAAGUAGAAUUCAUCGUCCUGUUCAUUUUUAGAUGUCAAUCUAACGGG
This is a messenger RNA of Pistacia vera, 1263 nucleotides long. RefSeq lists its product as uncharacterized. The transcript has 2 exons. The coding region runs from base 113 to 1144 and encodes 343 amino acids. The record is from RefSeq and is a predicted model, not a curated record. Lineage: Eukaryota; Viridiplantae; Streptophyta; Magnoliopsida; Sapindales; Anacardiaceae.